Messenger RNA from Dermochelys coriacea (leatherback sea turtle), 749 nucleotides. RefSeq names its product pulmonary surfactant-associated protein D-like. The coding region runs from base 234 to 749 and encodes 171 amino acids. The record is from RefSeq and is a predicted model, not a curated record. The transcript has 4 exons. Lineage: Eukaryota; Metazoa; Chordata; Testudines; Dermochelyidae.
UUGCAGAUUCUGGAGUGCAAUUCUGCAGUAAAGGGUUUCCUCCCCACCCCCAUGGAAUUGCAGAGCUUGCAGGACUCUGGUCAAGCAAUAGCAGUUAUCAGAAAGUACAAAGAACACAGAGGGACACUAGUGAAGUGCCCACUCCAUUUAUUCUGAAGCAGGCUUUAUUAAGUACACGAGAGUCAGGAUUUCGGGAUCCACAUGACCACAACAGCAGGACAAAAUUCAACAGAAUGCAGAAAAAGGCCUCAGAGCGGCCUUCUCCCUCGGCAGGACACAACCAGCUAACGGGAGCGAGGCAACGCAAACCGGCCCUAGAAAGAGAGUCAUGGGUAGGUCUGGCUUGGCGAGCUCGCUCCCGAAACUCGACCCCGCUCUUCCCAGUCCAGACCCGGGCCACAAGCAGCGCGUGGUCGGCCCUGGCAGCUCCGCGAGGGAGGGCGGCGCCGUCACCCGUCACGGGUAACAGCUGCCUCAGCCAGCGACGCGCCGCGGAGCCCGAGGGGCCGCCCGGGGCUGCGCGGGGGAGCUCGGCUCGCCAGGAGCCGGGCAAGCAGGCGCAGCCCAGGGAUCCCCUAGGAGCCCGCGGCAGCCGGGAGGCGCCAGGCCGGGGUGUUACUCACUUGGCGGGGCGCGGGGGCGGCGGCGGACAGAGGGGGCCGCGGGCCCAGGAGGCAGCGCUCGGCGACGGGGGCGGCCGCCCCAGCAUGCCGGGGAGACGCGCCGCACGGCUCCCAGGGAAGCGGUGA